CGCUUUGAGCGCCGGACCGCGUCGGAUGAUGGCGGCGGUGCCGAAGGUUCUGUGCUCGGAGAAGGGAGUGUUGCUCAGGCAGGUGUUUGCCCUCAGCAGAUUUUUAAGUCAUGAUCUUGUUUCUUACAGAGCAGCAACAGCUAGAGAAAACCGCCUGUGUGCUGCAGGUGAUGCAUUCCUGGGUUGCCACAGAUCCUACAGGUCCCGACCUACACAUGGAAUUGGGAGGUUUAAAUACCUGCUCCCAAAGGAGGUUCCAAAGAGGAAAAAGGAAAAAGUGCAGAUGAAAGAGAUCAGUACUGGCACUGAGUACCAGUAUGGAGAUAUCAACAUCCAGAUGACUUCCUAUGAUCUGUGCCUGGUGGAGCAUUUUGCUCAGUAUGUCCAUAGACUCUGCAACCGUCUCUCCAUCCGAGUCAAUGAGAGCUAUGCCAUGCCCACCAAAACCAACGAGGUGCUGUUCCUGGAAGAGAGGGGAUCCAAAAUGCAGCUGGAUGCAGUCCUUACCACCCACCAGAGGGUUAUCCAGAUCCGUGGUUUGAGUUCGACGUUUGCUCCCAUACUGCUGGAAGUCAUUCAGAGUAACCAGCCUGAGGGGGUCCAUCUGUUGAUGAAACAGCACACGGAAGCCGAUUUCAAGAGCCGACUGAAGUCUCGACCAGAGCUGGAAGAGCUGCUGGCAGAGAUCUCCUGAGGUGAGGAACAACAGUGUGCCCUCCAUGGGCUGUUCCAGCCUCCAGAGGGUGCUUCCAUGAGCUCUGUGCUGAUAACUCAGUGAAUUGGAUGGAAUUCCCACUGCUGGCAACCAGCUUGUCUCAAUAAAAAUAAGUAAUAUGUUUA
This is a messenger RNA of Cinclus cinclus, 840 nucleotides long. RefSeq names its product mitochondrial ribosomal protein L48 (gene MRPL48). Lineage: Eukaryota; Metazoa; Chordata; Aves; Passeriformes; Cinclidae. Gene Ontology annotation, cellular component: mitochondrial ribosome. The transcript has 8 exons. The record is from RefSeq and is a predicted model, not a curated record. The coding region runs from base 26 to 694 and encodes 222 amino acids.